UUCAGUCAUUCACUCAUUUCAUUUUAAACGCUCGCAGUUGACACCAAAAGUUGCUGAAAGCUUCCUGCGAAAAACCCCAUGGGAACAAUGUUAAACCCUUGUCUCUCUUCUUCAUCUUCACCCAGAGGGCUUCACACCCAAACCCCACUAUUCUCUCACCCUUUUCAAUCCCUGUCUUCUCGCUCUUCCCUUUCCACUCUCUUCAAAUCCUCUUCUCUCCCCGCCCAAAAGCCCCUGCAAUGGAGAAAGCUUUCCUUGGAAUGCCGCCAUUCCGACUACUUUGAACCUCAUCAACAACAAAAUCAAUGGGCUUCCCCCAAUAACUCAUCCUUUUCUUCACAGCCAGCAGGAACAUUACCACCUAAGGUUUUUAUUGGAUACUCAAUCUAUAAAGGGAAGGCUGCGCUCACAGUGGUGCCUUGUGCUCCAGAGUUCUCACCCUUAGAUUCGGGGGCAUUCAAACUAUCGAAAGAGGGUUUUGUGUUACUUCAGUUUGCUCCUGCAGCUGGUGUUCGUCAGUAUGAUUGGGGUCGAAAGCAGGUAUUCUCAUUGUCAGUUACUGAAUUGGGAUCUUUGAUUAGCCUUGGGGCAAAAGACUCGUGUGAAUUUUUUCAUGAUCCUAACAAAGGAAAAAGUGAUGAAGGAAAAGUCAGGAAGGUGUUGAAGAUAGAACCCCUACCUGAUGGAUCUGGCCACUUCUUUAAUCUCAGUGUGCAAAACAAGCUUAUAAAUGUUGACGAGAACAUCUACAUACCUGUUUCAAAGGCUGAAUUUGCCGUUCUUGUCUCUGCUUUCAAUUUUGUGUUGCCAUACCUCUUAGGUUGGCACACCUUCGUAAGUUCCGUUGGUCCUGAAGAUGCAAACUAUGCAAACAAUGCUACUAAUCCCAGAUCAGGUGCUGAUUUUGAAUGGCGAAGGUAGUUCUUUAACUGCUAAACUGUGACUUGUGAGGUAGCUGGUGAAUAUGAACACAACUUCUAUCUGUAUUUACCUUUAAUGCUAUUACUUAGCUCGGUGAAAUAUUUUGGGUAUGUGACACACUUUUGUGAAUCUUGUUUGGUAAAUGGCUUUUGGAAUA
Molecule: messenger RNA, 1078 nt
Organism: Ipomoea nil (Japanese morning glory)
Lineage: Eukaryota; Viridiplantae; Streptophyta; Magnoliopsida; Solanales; Convolvulaceae
Product: single-stranded DNA-binding protein WHY1, chloroplastic-like
Exons: 7
Coding region: 79-921 (280 amino acids)
Biological process (GO): regulation of DNA-templated transcription; defense response
Molecular function (GO): single-stranded DNA binding
Source: RefSeq, a predicted model, not a curated record